AAUCAGAGGAGCGGAAGUUUAGCGUUGCGGUAAUCCGGUUCAGACGUGACAAGUGCGGCCGACUGGACCUGAACUCAGUCCCCCUUUCUGUCCCGCAGGCUCUAAAAACUACAUUUCUGUCUAGUGCCCCUCCGCCCAGCUGGACCUGAGACCACUAGACCAUGGUGGACUGAGGUCUGGGUCCUCUCCUCAGCGGGAUAAUUGCUCCUUUGUAAGCUAGUCCGUUAUAACGGAGGGAUGUUGGGCUCCUCUCCUCCACAGGCCGGGACCAGGACCAGCCUCUAGUCCAGACCGGGUCCAGACGCCCCCGAUGAGAGCAGCAGGAGCCCCCCGGAGCCUCUGGUGAUCCCCGGGUACCCUGAUCCAGUCGGCCUCCCCCGGACUGCCUCACCGAUUCCUGCUGGAGGUGAGACCACCAGGCUUCACGGUGGAAACCAGGAGAAGAGCAAAGAUGAACGCUGUGCGGGGGGGCACAGUGACCUGGCGUCCCCAGCCGUGGCAGGACGGGGACGGGGGCGGAGGAGAACCUCUGUCGGACAGCGACUCGGAGGAGGAGGACUUCCCUGAUGACAGCACCACCCCGCUGGGAGACUACAUCACACAUGGACUGAAGCAGCUCCUGGAUGCUCAGCAGCUGUGUGAUGUCACUCUGCUGGUCGAGGGAAAGAAGUUCAUGUGUCACAGAGUGCUCCUAGCAGCCGUGAGCCCGUACUUCCGGGCCAUGUUCACCAGCCCGCUGGUGGAGUCCCGCCUCACGGAGAUCCGCCUGGAGGAAGUGACGCCGUCCGUCAUGGAGACGGUCAUCCAGUUUGUUUACACCGGCGAGGCGGGGCUUUCUCUGGACACGGCCGAGGAUCUGUUCGUGGCCGCCAACCGGCUCCAGGUCAUGCCCCUUCAGGACCUGUGCUCCAGGUUUCUGUUUGAGCACCUGUCGGUGGAUAACUGUCUGGGCAUGUACUCUCUGGCUCGCUCCCACCACGACCAGCUGCUGCUGCGAGCGUCUCUGCGGCUGGUAGCGCAGCACUUCCCCCGGGUGGCCCGGCAGAAAGACUUCCUGCUGCUGGACCACGGCACCUUGGGCAGCCUGCUGAGCUCGGACCGGCUGGGCGUGGACUCCGAGGCGGAGGUCUACGACGCUGCACGCCGCUGGGCGGAGCACCAACCUUUAGACCGCUACGCCCACAUGCCGGCGCUGCUGCACCACCUGCGGCCCGGCCUGCUGUCCCAGGAGGAGAGCCGGAGACUGUGCCAGGAGCUGGGCCCCGCGGCAGCCGGAGAGGGUCUGGGUGGACCCCUGAGACCACGGGAAGGCAUGUUCGAGAAGAAGAUCGUCUGCGUGGACCUGACGCCGCGGGAAGACGAGAAUCUAGCUGCCAGAGACUACACGGUGGACUGCUUUGACCCUCGGACAGGGAAGUGGGAGAAGCUAGCAGCUCUGGGGUCCCUGGUGAGUCCCGGCUGCACGGCGGUGGGGGACCGGCUGUUUGUGGCGGGGGGCAUCCUGAGGACCGGCUCCGUGUCUGCAGCCGUGCACGAGUACGACGCCGUGCUGGACCGCUGGAUAGAGCGGCCCUCCAUGGUGCAGCCGCGGGCCAUGCUGGGUCUGCUGGGCUGUGGAGAGUCCAUCUUUGCCUUGGGGGGCAGUAACCGCUCCGCCCUGCUGGACUCCAGCGAGACCCUGGAGCUGAGCACGCUGCAGUGGGCCCCGGGGCCGCGGCUACCGCUCCCGCUGCGCGCCUUCGCCUGCGCGGCGUUACGGGGACGGCUUUACCUUCUGGGAGGAACGACACUGGAACAGAACCGAGCCGUGGUCCACUCGGGGGUCCUGAUCUAUCACACCCUGACGGACUGCUGGACCCGCGUGGCGCUGGACUCCGGCGCCACCUGUCUGGCCGGAGGAGUCGCGGUGCGAGGAGGCGUGUGCGCCAUCGGGGGCUACAUGAGGGACACCACCAAGUUCCUGGAUGGGAACUACACUAACCUGGAGACGCUAGACGCCACUGGGCGCGUGCUGUUCUUCAGAGAGGGGAGGGGCUCUGGCGUGGAGCGGGAGGUCACCGGGGGGGGGGUGAUGGUCACGGCGGAGCAGCGAGGGGGCGCCGGCGGUGGGAGCGACCGCGCCCCCAGCCCCGUGGUGUUUCCCGGGCUGCCGCGGCGGAUUGCGGCCGGGGGCGUGGCCAGGUGGAAACGCAGGAUUUACGUGCUGGGGGGCGAGAACGGGUCCCGGUUCUACGACAGCGUGUACUGCUGGAAGCCCGGCUGGAGGAGCUGGGUCCAGAGACGAGAGAAACUCCCCGGAGACACGGGAGGGGUCAGCCAGUUCGGGUGCACCACCUUAAAGUUCCCUAAGAAACACAUCCUGUCCAGACUGAGACUAGCCAAAGAAAACUGCAAGAAGGCCGCCGACUAGAACCAGAAGAACACGAGACACAGAGAGGAGCUCCGGGCUGAGAUGAUUGGUUCUCCUUGACCUCAUGAAAUGUUGCUAUUUAGAGGAAGUCACAAGGAAGAGACCGUUUUUCUACAGUCUGACUGCAGCCCAGAGCCUCUAAUGGGCCCAUAAUGGACAUAUGUGAUGGAUUCAUGUCUAUGGAUGGUGAAAUGUACAGGCAGAGAGCCAGAAUCUGGUUAAAGUCAGGCAACGAGCACCUGAAUGUAACCUAGUUCACUAUUUGUCAGAACAGAAAAGUCCUUUGAGAGAGAACGGGCCUUUCUAAUCGUUUUCUUGAAGUGUAAUAUUAUUUUCAGCUUUUUGCUGGUGUAAUUUUUUAAGGCUGUUUGGAAAAACCAUUUCAAUGCUGUGAAUUUUCUAGCAGCAUUUAGUUUAGACACAAGGAUCCUGGCACAUGUCUGACCACGCUGUGUUCCACUCUGAUGCCAAAACUCUAACUAACGUCUGACGCCUUCGACACUAAGCAACUCAAACUAAAAUAAAAAACGUGUUGCACAUUUUUACCACAGACACACUCAUGACUCGCACAUCACUAUUAUAUGAAUUAUAAAUCUGAAACUGAAACUUUAAUUUUCAAACUCAUGAACCAUUUAGGAGAUAAUAUAUAUGACUUACUGUCAGUUCAUCAAUUUGUCUUUAGCUGCAGUUAGCAGAAUGCUAAACUAUUAGAAAUAUUUUCUCUCCAUGUCUGAAAGGCUUUGUCAAUAUUUAUCUUUUUCAAUAUUUCUAAUCAAUAUUAUUUAUCUUCUUGGUUUUCUUCUGGCCAUUGCUGGAACAGCAACUUAUCUGCUGGAUUUUCCCACCAUUGAAUCAUCUAAAGUGACGAGCAUGCACAUUUGUGGAACAGCCAAUAGGAACGCCCUCUCACUCUGAAGGAGUGCUGAUUGGUCGAAGCCUCCCAUCACAGGCUAGAAGUCUAAUUUUCUCUCAGACGACUUGAAUUACAAUAUGCUGAAAGGGUUAUUAUGGCAUUUUUUGCCUAAUAAUGCCUGAAUAAAACUGCCUUGCCCAGCUGUUAAUGAUCUUCUAAAGGUCCUGCCUCUAACAAGUGGAACAUAGCGAUGGUAGAAAUGUGCAGACGAGGCUGGAAAAUAUGCAAAAAAUAAAGAUGAUAGAGUACCAUCUUCCAUAAUGAUAUAUAUGACAAUGUGUGCUUUAAGAAUAGAAAGUCUACUGUUAGAAGGAUUUGAUAGAAGGUGCUCUGCAUCGUCCUUGUGUCUAGACUAGUGAACCUUUCUACACCUUGAAGCCAGGUGAACAGGUGUCUCUACUUGACUCAGCAGCCUUGUUCAAAUGAUAAUUAGUAGGAAUUGCUCCAGCCAGGACUCAUGAAUGUGUGAGGCAUGGAGGUUAUUAUUAUCUGAACACAUUAGCACUGCACCUAAUUUAUUGAAAUGUAUUUUUAAGUUGUUUUUGUUGUUGUUUGUAACUUUUGAUCAGACUGAUGAGUCCUGCAGGAUGGCACUAUAAGAUGUGUUGAGAUCUGGAAGGACUGAGGGAUUUAAAGUAACUUCAUUCUCAAAUGAUCAUUUUUAUUAAAGGUCAAUAAGUUUGCCCACAAAUAUAAGCACAUUGUUUUGCUGUAAGCUACCAUGUAUUCUUUGAUCUCUUCUGUUUUUUCUUCUCUUAUUUAUUUAUUUCCAUGAAAGACAUUUCAGCCAGCUCUUUGAUUGCAAAACUACCAAACAGGCCCAGAAAAUAUACAGGUGUUUUUGUAUUUUUUGCCAUUAUGGGCUCAUGUUAAUUCAUGAAAUAUAAGGCUUAAUGUCAGAUUAAAUUAAAAUGCUGAAAUGUAGCAGGGAACUAUUUUGGAAUUAAUUCACCCAGAAAUAAUUAUCUUAAAAAUGUAAGUUUCAACACAGCGGGCCGAUAAACGUUAUCAGGCAUAACUUUAGACUGGUUAACAGUGGUACAGUUUAGAUAAUAAUAAUAGGCUUUAAACAACAAAUAAAGACAUACUGCACACUUCAACAUGUUUCUGAGCAGUUCACUGAAUAAUCUAACGAUACUGUGAUGAAACAUGUUGAUGCUGGUGUUGAUUUUGACAUUUCUUACCAAUCCAAGAGUCAUUGAUUGAAAAUCUGUUUUAAAUCAGCCCUGAACUAACCAGGCUCCUCCAGACCAGGAGGUGCAGGAUGUGUGUCUGUAAUGGCAAAAUAGAUUUCUUUUUCAAAUCUUACAACUUGUAUAAGUCAAAGUGUGACUCUGCACAGUAUCCUGGACCUGCAACGUGGAUUUAUUUUAGUUAACUGAACCAUCAAAGGAACUCAUACCUGUUAAAAGGCAUUUUAUUUUGGUGAGAAAGAGAGAAACCAGACCAUUGGCCUUAGAUUCAUAUUAAAAGAAUACAACGAUUCUAAUUAGAUUGUGGUCAGGUUUGCCUGAAUGAGGCAACUAAGCAAUACAAAAGUACAUCUGAUAAUUUCAGACACUCCCAUGUAGAAGUUUCCAAAGUGUUGCAGCAGCUCCCUGAGGAACAGGACGCUGGAACUUCCCUAAUUUCCCAGCGAGCAGCAGAUGUUUGAUGAUCUCUCAGCCAGCAGCUUGUGAUUUCUAGUCUUCUCUUUAUUUAUUAUUAUUAUCAGUAGUAUGUUCACUAGUCAGACACACAGCCCAUAUCAUUCUUUGUUUCAGUCGUUUUGGUUGGUAAAGAGAUGUUAGCUUCAGUUUGUGCUUUGAGAAAAAUUAAUUCACGUCACAUUAUCUUUUUUUUCAUUUCACGCUCUGAAUUUUCACCUUGAAAAUGUCCAAUGAGUUCUUCCCUUCAUGUGCUUACAGCUGGUGUGACCUGUGGAAGGUGAUGUGUGCAUGUUUUCCUGCCGAGGCGUAAAUCUGCUCUUAGCACACACCCUCUACUGUGUGUCCACUCAGAGGAGAGAAGCUGCCCUCAUGUGUACAAUCUAAUCAAGUUUGUGAACUGAAAGGCAAAUGGAUGUUUUGAUGAAAGCAGUGCUAUCAAAUGAUUAAAGGACUAUUUGCUUA
Messenger RNA from Centropristis striata (black sea bass), 5434 nucleotides. RefSeq lists its product as uncharacterized. The record is from RefSeq and is a predicted model, not a curated record. Lineage: Eukaryota; Metazoa; Chordata; Actinopteri; Perciformes; Serranidae. Gene Ontology annotation, molecular function: protein binding.